UUCAAAAGCAUCGUCAUCUACAAAGGAAAACUCCCCGUAGGGCAAAAAUUCACACAUUGUGGCACCAUACAGGGAAUUGACAUCAAAAUACAUCAAGUAGAUCGAUUCAAGAUCUGGACGAUAGUCAUCUUUCAUGUAUGUAUUGUUAGCCUUCGCGUAUCUAGUGGAACAUUGAGUGAUACCACCUCGAAUACCCUUCUCAAUGAACAUAACUUGAUCAAUAUUUGUUAGAAGUUCUAAUUUAAUCUCGGUAAUUUUGAGCAUGGCAUCGAAUGCGAGACCAGGUGCCGUGUAAUAAUGCAAGAGAUCCAGUUUAUAAGUUUGUAGACAAGUUUCACGAAAAUUUUCAAAUAUAUCCGCUAAAAGUAGCACGUCUGUUUUCAAAUACAAAUCCGAAAAUUGACCGAGAGUUUGAAUCGAAAACAAGUUCCAUACUUUUAAAGCAUGAUCAUAAUCUUCGUCGGUGAUGCCUUCGUUACGCAAUGAACUAAAAAAAUUAUCUUUUGGCGGUAACUGAGUUUCGUUUAAUUUUUCCCAAGAGUCUACGUAUUCGUAGGGAAAAACACCCUUUCGUAUGACCAAAUUAAACUCGGACUCGUUGUGACUUUGCGAACGCGUUAUCGUUUUUUUAUCAUUUCCCAAAUACGAAGACAAUUUUUCUAUGCUACUGCUCAUAAACCUAAAGGAGUCGAUAAAUCGAAAAUUAACCUUUGUACCCUCUACGUAUUUCGUAAAGGAGAUAUACUUCUCUUUGUUUAAAGGUAAAAGUUUUAUUUGUCCAGGCAUACCGGUUGCAAGUUCGCGGAUGAUGAAAUGUGAAUCGUAUCCACUUAGAUUAUGAAAUACCACCGGUAUGGCAUGAUUAUCUUGAUAGUUUAUAUUGCAUGCCUGAUGUGAUGCGCCCCUGUAUUUGGACGUAAAAUGGCAAUGAUCUCGGCACCGAAUUUCGUUUUCGGAAAACGCCUUCUCGCAUAUGUGGCAAUGAGUGGCGCUCUCGAAAUCUUGUUGCUGUUUCUCACUCAAUCUUUCCAUCGGUCGAGGGUUGUUAAUAAUUGUAUUAGUCCACAUCGCGAUACUUCGUAGAUGGUUAAUAAACCAAGUUACGCAAUCCUCACCUCUAUAGGACCAAAACUUCGAGAGCGAUUCGUCAUACGCACAUUUCAAAUAAAAAGCUAUGCCGUAAGGUACAUGCCUUUGAAAUAGGUUAGUGUUUUUCCCUGUAUCGUAAAUUGUAUCACAUUUUUCCAAAAUGCUUUCUAUAUCCGCGUAAAUUGCAAACGGAACUUUUUCCUUAUUAGAAUAAUGAGAAAACUGUACAAAUUUUUCAGAUUCUCUAGGCAAUCUUACCGCACAUUUAUUUACUUGAUGACAGCGCAUCGUAUGCUUUUCCAGUAACGGAUUCGAAGAGAAGUGAUUUAAGCAGAUGUUACAGAAAAAUUUUGCAUGUCCCUUUCUCGACAAUUGCGACGAUAAUAAACGUGAUAGAUUUUUUAUCCACGCAAAAUGAUAGUAUUUAGAAUUAGCGCCAUUUGUAUCAGAUGAUAAGACUAGUAAAUUGAUCGUAUCUGCUCGAGGUUCGCGAUUUCUACUUAACAUGAAAGGAAGUACGUUUCUCUUUUCUAAGCAAUACAAGUUAAUGGCGAGAUUAUUCAAUCGUUCGAACUUCUUUAUAUCGGUUACCUUAAUAGGGAAUUCAAUAUUUCCACGGUUCAAAACAGCAUCGACAUGGGGGUAACUGAAAGGUCUAUCGGGGUUAGAUUUCGCGGGAUAAAGGGCGGAGACGACCGACCACAAAAAACAAUACUUGUCAUUAUUUCUAACAUUGAUAACCGCUCUCUUAAGUGCUAUAAAUCGAGGGAUUUUAAUAUAGGUGGAAAAGCGUCCUACUCUAAUGGGCAUGUAUUUAUUUAUGUUUAUUUUUACAUAUAAUACCUCCCUUAAACUCCAACCAGAUUGACACUCUUCAAAGCCCUCAAGCUUCCCUCGCAAUCUAUCAAUUACCUCCUUCCGAUACCACUCUUUUAGAUUACUACCGACAUCAAGAACGCUAUUUUUUGUGGCAAACGUCUUGAGAUCUAUAUUAAGAUUUUGAGGAUGUAUGAAAUCGCAUGCAAGAACCACGUUUACUUUUAGCAUGGAUUGUCUUAACAUUUCCCUAACCUUUCGUGCAAUGUUAUUAAACGCCCUAUCCAAAAAUAUUAAAGGAUCCUUGUAUAUCGUAUUUACAAUAAUACCGGUAAGUAUUCGACUCUGAAAGCAGGAAUUUAAAGUUUGCCAAAUUAGGGCACGAGAUUUGGGACCGUUGUUACUAGAAGGACUGUUAGUAGGGGUAUCACUUAUUCCACAACCCCCUUUUUUUCCCGAAACCUUUUUCAAUUGUUGAAGUAACCUAACCAGAUAAAAUUUCAAAAUGCCUAGAUUACUUUCUAAAGUACUGGGGUUCUCUAGGCGAUUGUCUAAAUGAAUUCUAUUAUUGAUUGCAUUUUGUAUCAAUGAAAUAUUUGUCCUUAAUAUCGAAAUAUGUCUCAAAAUUUCCGGUUUAUGUUUUAAUAAUGAAACAGCUUUUCGGGUCAGCUUAACUAUUUCACUACUAAGAAUUGCAACGGAUGAAGAUUCCAUUGUCACUACUUACAGGAAUUGUCUAUCUAAAGAACUAUUUCUUUCUCGGAAAAAAGAUAUGUGAGUACUGAUAUCCUUGUCACAGACACCUCGCGUACGUACAAUCGACACUGUUGAUGGUGUAUUGCACUCGCACGACGUCCUAUACUAGCCGCGGGGGGAUUUGAAGAUGCAAGUAAUGUUAGUAUCGUCACCUUAUAUAUAGACCAGGUGUUCAGGGUCAAAUAUGCACAAUCAGCUGCACUAGUGUGGGAAGUAUCAGAAUCAUACGAUCUAUCGUUCUCACUCAUUAACACAAUCUUUCUUUAGUUUUUCGCAGACGUUACAACAAUUUUACAAUAUAUACUGAAAAUUUUCCCCACACUUUAUUAUUAGUUAGCAUCGAGCUCUGCAGUGUAGUAAACGUAAUGCCUUUACCUUCACGAAAAAUUCCAAAAAAGUCGGACCGCGCGCCGAAAAUAAAAAAGGUCGAGAUACUGCAAUCCUUAUUAAUAAAACCACCGACAGCGACGACCAAAACUUUAACAAAACGACCACCACCAUUGGAGACGAAAAACGCGCCGCCAACACCUAAAAUGGAUUCAGCGUCUCUGCCAGUAGUAAAUAAUGGAGGUCCAUUAUUGGACGAGGAAGUGAUAACAAUCUAUUCGGAUAAUUCUACAAUCGCAACCGGCAACUUGGGUGAUAGUUUGGAGCUAGAUCUUCUGUUGGCCCAGUUGGAAGGGGACCCCGCUGCUAGUUUUAUGUUCGAACCAGCUCGAAUAAUUCCAACACCGAUACUAUCCCAACCAAUGCGGUCGCCUACACCACCACCACAGCCACCGCUACCACCUGCACCGGUGUUCCCACCUCCUCAGGCAGAACGACCUGUCAUGCAAGCGGGCCAAAAACGACCUCGCUGCCAUGACAACGCCUCGCCGUCUACCAGUAGCGGAAAAAUCAAAAAAGGGGGCAAGAAUUUAGCAGACAUAAUGGAGAUGGUCGGAUCUGACCUGGAGGAAAGCUACAGGGCGGACAAACCUAAGGCGUCGCAGCAUGAGGGGAUUAUGCAACCAAAAACGCCACGGGAGCUAACACUCACCACUUACAGCAGCUGAAAAGCAUGGAACCGGUGUACCGGGCCAAGCUGUUGGGGGCGCGUGCCAAGACGCACGAAUUGCAACGUCAAUUAGAUGAUGCAAAAAAAGAAAAGAAACGUGUCGAGAAGGACCUUAGUGACAUUGAGGACUUUCUCAAGUUCCUAAAAUCUAAAAAAUAAGUUUUUUAUGUAAGUAGGUAAUAGUUAAUAUUGUUAAAGGUAGACAUAGGUUUUUUGUAUAU
Messenger RNA from Photinus pyralis (common eastern firefly), 3939 nucleotides. Its product is annotated as myb-related transcription factor, partner of profilin-like. NCBI's taxonomy places the organism in Eukaryota, Metazoa, Arthropoda, Insecta, Coleoptera, Lampyridae. The record is from RefSeq and is a predicted model, not a curated record. The transcript is spliced from 4 exons. Bases 3027 to 3716 code for a protein of 229 amino acids.